This is a messenger RNA of Manihot esculenta (cassava), 1544 nucleotides long. RefSeq names its product zinc finger transcription factor YY1. Gene Ontology annotation, cellular component: transcription regulator complex; PcG protein complex. Gene Ontology annotation, molecular function: RNA polymerase II cis-regulatory region sequence-specific DNA binding; DNA-binding transcription factor activity, RNA polymerase II-specific. The transcript is spliced from 6 exons. Gene Ontology annotation, biological process: regulation of transcription by RNA polymerase II. Lineage: Eukaryota; Viridiplantae; Streptophyta; Magnoliopsida; Malpighiales; Euphorbiaceae. The record is from RefSeq and is a predicted model, not a curated record. Bases 213 to 1340 code for a protein of 375 amino acids.
UAAUCCGACAUGAACAUUGAACAAGGACUCCUGAAGCUUUCUUCACUUUCUUUCUACCUUCCCAUUAUGUCCCCCUCUUCCCCCUUCCGAUAUUGAAACCCUAACCCCUAAUUCCAGAUAUAGCCUAAUUCUUAGCCCCAUAUUUUUCACUGCUCCACAGGCCUCUCGCUUUGCACAAAGUGAACAAAGAGAAGAAAGAAAGGCCGAGGUCGAUGGAGACUCAGUUCACACACAAUUUAUACGAGCGACGCCCCUUUCUCAAAUCCAAGGCUCCUGCUGUUAAAUGGUUCAAAGAAUGGGUGCCCCAAGAUGUUGUGGCAACUGGUGGGAAGUGUUCACUUUUCAGAUGGGUUAAUGAGAACCAAUUGAAGGCUUUGAAAGAGAAGGCAAAGGAAUCACCAGCACCAGAACCAGAGCCUGAACCUACUACAGAGGUUCUUUUCCUAUGCAGUUAUGAAGGCUGUGGAAAAACCUUCAUAGAUGCUGGUGCUUUGAGAAAGCAUUCUCAUAUCCAUGGGGAGAGACAAUAUGUUUGUCACUACGAAGGAUGUGGAAAGAAAUUUUUAGAUAGUUCAAAGUUGAAAAGACACUUCUUAAUUCAUACAGGUGAAAGAGAUUUUGUAUGUCCUCAUGAAGGCUGUGGCAAGGCGUUUUCGCUGGAUUUCAACCUGAGGUCGCACAUGAAAACACACUCACAAGAAAAUUACCAUAUCUGUCCAUACCCAGAGUGUGGAAAGAGAUAUGCUCAUGACUACAAACUGAAGAACCAUAUUGCAGCUCACCAUGAAAAGCAUUCAACUCCCGAUACAGUGAAAUAUACCACACCUCCAGAAAAGAUAACGAAAGUUUCCAAGCCUUCAGCAGUGGCGUAUGGCUCUGUGUCAUCCGAUCGUCCCUAUGCUUGUCCUUAUGAAGGUUGUAUAAAGGCUUACAUCCAUGAAUACAAGCUUAAACUACAUUUGAGAAAAGAGCAUCCUGGCCAUAUGUCUGAUGAAAACGCUGAGAAUGCCUCUCCCAAUGCUGACAAUGAGGUGGAUGAGGCCAGUGAUCAAGAUGCCUAUGUUGAGAAGCGUGCAAAUGGGAAAAAUCGGAAACAGAGCCGGGCAAAGCCCAACUUGAAGAUGCCUCCAUCAAAAAUCACACAACGGAAAGGUUCAAGUCCAUCUCGUGCCGCUUUGAAUGUGGUGAAAAAAUCUUGGCAGCCAUUAAAGGAAGAAAACUACGAAGAAGAAGAUAGUGAAGAGACAGAGGAGGAGGAUCGCGACAAUGCAGAGGAUGGAUGGAGAUAUGGGGAAAACAAUGAGGAUGAUGAUGACGAGGAGACGGAGUAUGAAGAUUGAAGAAACACAGCUAGGUUGCUUUUUUCAUUUUUUUAAAUAUAUAUAUAUUUUUUAUUUGCGUUCUUGUAAUAUAGUUCUUUUUUUAAUCUCUCUAAAAAUAAUGCCAAACUUGAAGAAAUUUACAAAUUGUUAGGCGAGAUUGGUUACUUGCAUUCGAAUUAUUCUCCCUUUCCCUUCUGACAAGAUAUGAACUGUUUGCUCGAA